GGGGACUCUGUAGGCGGCCUCAGAGGGGUGUCCAGAGUUUGGCAGUGAAGGCCAGAGGGCAGAGACAGAGACACAGCAAAGACACAGGGAGAAAGAAAGAGAAGGACCCCAGAAGUGACAAGGACCCCAACAUUCACUCCUAUAGCCACAGCGGCAGCGGGAACCAGCCCUGGGAGAAGCUCUGCUGCCUGUCUGUCCCCAUGGGCCACCUUAGGCCAUGGCUGCACAUGUCUCUCCUCUGGGCUGCUGUGGUCAGCCUGCUCCUCCCCCAAGCCAUGACCCAGCAGCUGAGAGGGGCUGCGCCGGGCCCCAGCAACUGGAACAACAAUGCAGGAGUCUCAGAGCCUUCAGAGGAUGCGUCAGGUGAGUUUGGCCAUGCCACGCACAGCCACAGAGGCCACAGAGAUGAGAAUAAGGAUGUUUCCACAGAGAAUGGGCAUCAUUUCUGGGGCCACGGAGACCAUGGAGAAGAGGAUGAAGAUGUAUCCAGAGAAUACCAUCACCAAGUCCAAGGCCACAGGUACCAAGGCCAUGAGGUGGGAGAUGAGAAUGUCUCUGAUGAGGAGCAAUCCACAGAGCAGAUUCAGCAGGCCCAUGGGCACAAAGGCCCUGUGAAUGAAGACAUGGAUGAUUCAGCUGAGCACAGGCACCACUUCCCCAGCCACAGGAGUCACAGCCAUCAAGAAGAAGAUGAGGACGAAGUUGUGUCCAGUGAGCAUCACCAUCAUAUCACCAGGCGUGUAUACCAAGGCCAUGGAGAAGAGGAGGAUGAAGAAGAUGAGGAGGAGGAGGGAGGAGUCUUCACUGAUUACCGACAUCAGGCCCAUAGGCACCGAGACCAUGGGAAGGAAGUGGAUGAGGAUGUCUCAGAUGAACACCACCAUCAUGGCCCCAGCCACAGACACCAAGGCCACGAAAAAGAAGAAGAAGAUGAUGUCAUCUCCACUGAGCACAGACAUCAAGUCCACAGGUACCAAGACCAUCAGAAAGAAGAGGAUGGGGAUGUCUCAAGUGAUUACCACCACCAUGGCCCCAGCCACAGACACCAAGGCCACAAAGAAGGUGAAGAAGAAGAAGGUGAAGAAGAGGAAGAAGAAGAAGAAGAAGAAGAAGAUGAUGAUGAUGAUGAUGAUGAUGAUGAUGAUGAUGUCAUCUCCACUGAGCACAGACACCAAUUCCACAGGCACAGAGGCCAUGGGAAGGAAGAGGAUGAGGAUGUCUCAGAUGACCACCAUCAUAUCCCUAGCCACAGACACCAAGGCCACGGAGACAAGGAAGAUGAGGAUGAGGUUGUGUCCACUGAACACUGGCACCAGGUUCCCAGACAUAUUCACCAUGGCCUUGGAGAUGAGGAGGAGGAGGAAGAGGAGGACGUCACAGUCAAGUUCAGCCACCAUGUUGCAAGCCACCAACUCCAAGGCCACAAGAGCACUGAGGAGGAGGACUUCCCAGGUGAGUAUAAAAGAGCAGCUGCUGACCAUCACCACCACGGAGUCUCCACAGAGGAAGAUGAAGACAUCUCUGCCAAGCUUGGUUACCAGGAUCCCAGCCACAGGCAGCAAGGCCUUAGUGAUGAAGGGACUGUGCACAGAGGAUCCAUCAAAGAGGAGAUUAGCCACCAGCCCCCAGAACACAUAGGGGUCAAGGAUAGAAGCCAUUUAAGGGACAGUGAUUCUGAGGAGGAAGAGGACCACAGCUCCCAUGAAGGAGAUGAUGAAGGUUCAGAGGAGGGAGAAGAAGGCACCCACUAUGGCAGACUGGACCAGAAGGAUGAGGAAGAUGAGGAGGAAGGUCAUGGCCUCAGCCUGAGCCAGGAGGAGGAAGAAGAGGAUGAAGAAGAGGCAGAAGAAAGGGGGAAAGAGAGGGCUGAGGUUUGGGUCCCACUGAGCCAAGACCACCAGGAGGAAGAAGAUGAGGAGGAAGGGCUGGAGGAAGACAAGCUUCCCUUCACCAUCAUCCCCAACCCACUGGCCGGAAGGGAGGUGUCUGGAGGUGCUUCCAGUGAGGAGGAGAGUGGUGAGGACAUGGAUCCGCAGGAUGCCCAGGAGUACAGGAACUACCAGCCAGGGUCCCUGUGUGGCUACUGCUCCUUCUGCAAUCGAUGCACUGAAUGUGAGCACUGUCACUGUGACGAGGAGAACAUGGGAGAGCACUGCGACCAGUGCCAGCACUGCCAGUUCUGCUACCUCUGCCCGCUGGUCUGCGAAACGGUCUGCACUCCAGGAAGCUACGUCGACUAUUUCUCCUCGUCUCUGUACCAAGCCCUGGCAGACAUGCUGGAAACUCCGGAACACUGACCCAGGCUCGUGGCUGCCGCGCAGACACAUCUCCCUGGUCUCCCAACCCCUUUCCACGAGCCCUAUUUAUUUCUCUGAAUAAAUGUGCUCCCCGAAACCACAUUGUCUGGGGGGGAUGGAUCUGGAUUCUCUGGGCACUGAGGAACACAGGUGGGGACUGGGGACUUGAACUCCUGGAUCUGAGAGAGGUGGGGCUUGAGACUCCUGGGUCCUCGAGAUGGUUGGUUUGCUUUCCUUAGGUUCUGUUAAAUAAAUCAGUCAACACGGAGCUUUUUGAAACA
Molecule: messenger RNA, 2578 nt
Organism: Vicugna pacos (alpaca)
Lineage: Eukaryota; Metazoa; Chordata; Mammalia; Artiodactyla; Camelidae
Source: RefSeq, a predicted model, not a curated record